AUGUGGCUCCGCUUCGCCCCGCUGCGCCUGCCGCUCCGGCGGCGCCUCCAAACGGCCGCCGUCCUUCAGUGGGUCUUCUCCUUCCUGGCGCUGGCCCAGUGUUGCCUGGGGCUUUUCCUGCUGCUGCUGCUCGGGGACGGCUGGCUGCUGGCGCUCGGCUACGCCGCCUGGCUCUACCUGGACUGGGAGACGCCGUCUCGCGGGGGGCGCCGCUCCUCCUGGGUCCGCGGCUGGGCCGUCUGGCGCUACUUCCGCGACUAUUUCCCCAUCACGCUGGUGAAGACGGCAGAGCUGGACCCUUCCCACAAUUACGUCUUCGGCUUCCACCCCCACGGGAUCCUGGUGGCCGGCGCCUUUGGGAACUUCUGCACGGAGGCCACGGGGUUCUCCCGGCUCUUCCCGGGCCUCACCCCGCAUCUCCUGAUGCUGCCCUUUUGGUUCAAGGUCCCCUUCUUCCGCGACUACAUCAUGAGUGGGGGACUGGUAUCUUCGGAGAAGACCAGUGCUUCCUACCUCCUUGGCCAUGAAGGUGGCGGGCAGGUGGCCGUCAUCGCCGUGGGGGGCCCGCCUGAGUCUCUGGAUGCUCACCCGGGGGCUCUGACCCUCCAGCUACGCAGUCGCAAAGGCUUCAUCAAGACGGCCCUGCGACACGGGGCCCGGCUGGUGCCAGUCUUCUCCUUUGGGGAGAACGAGCUCUUCAAUCAGGUCUCCAACCCGCAAGGCUCCGUCAUCCGCAGGCUGCAGGAGCGGCUGCAGAGGGUCAUGGGGCUGGCCCUGCCCCUCUUCCACGCCCGAGGAGUUUUCCAGUACAGCUUUGGCCUGCUGCCUUUCCGGAGACCCAUCCACACCAUUGACACUCNCUCUUCUCCCCAGCUAGUGAAGACGGCCGAGCUGCCCCCCACCAGGAAUUACGUCCUGGGCUCCCACCCCCACGGCAUCAUCUGUGCGGGGGCCUUUUCUGCCUUCGCCACGGAGGCGUGUGGCUUCUCCCAGGUCUUUCCCGGCCUCAGCUCCAGCCUGGCCCUCCUCGCCGGCCUCUUCCACCUGCCCGUCUAUCGCGAGUACAUGAUGGGCGCAGGGAUGGUGCCAGUCAGCAAGAAGUCCCUGGACUUCCUGCUCCAAGCGGGGCCGGGACACGCGGUGGUCAUCGUGGUGGGAGGCGCCUCAGAGUCCCUGGACUGUAACCCGGGCGAGCAGCGGGUGCAUCUCUCGGGCAGGCGAGGCUUCGUGCGGCUUGCACUGCAGCACGGGGCAGACCUCGUCCCCGUUUUCUCCUUCGGAGAGAAUGACAUUUUCCGGCAGGUGCAGUUCCCCGAGGGCAGCUGCCUCCGCCGUCUCCAGCUCCGCUUCAAGCAGCUGGUCGGCUUCGCUCCCUGCCUUUUCGUGGGGCGCAGCCUCUUUUUCAGCCGCUGCUGGGGGCUCCUGCCCCAGCCCUCCCCCAUCACGGUUGUGGUGGGGAAGCCGAUCCACGUCCCCUUGCGUCCACACCCUAAACCGGAAGAGGUGGACCACUACCACGGCCUCUACGUCCAGGCACUGCAGCAACUCUUCGAGGAGCACAAGGGCACCUGUGGCCUCCACCCCUCGCAGCAGCUCUUCAUCACUUAGGGACCCCCUCCCCAGCCAGGGAGCCAGAGGCCCCUC
This is a messenger RNA of Thamnophis sirtalis, 1644 nucleotides long. NCBI's taxonomy places the organism in Eukaryota, Metazoa, Chordata, Lepidosauria, Squamata, Natricidae. The record is from RefSeq and is a predicted model, not a curated record.